ACGUGUAAAAUAAUAAAAUUCGCGGAUCUGCGCGUACACCGCGCGUCACAAGUGCGCAUGCGUGUCUAAGGAGAAGUGGUCGAAUAACCGCUAGUCACAUCUCUCUUAGACUUGUUACAGUUGUUUAGUGCGGGAAUACCACAUGUAAGCGCGAGAGAAUAUUACGUAUUUUGUUAUCGUGGCUACUUUAGCGUGAAAACCCAUGACGUGAUGCUUAUAAUCAGUAUAGUGUAAGCAGUUGCGUCAAACAAGUUCGAUUUGUAACUUUCUUCCCAUUUAUAACCUCUUAAUUUCAUAUACAUGUACUUUCAAAAUUCUAUGUAGAAAAAAGUUUGAUAUUGUACAUGUGCUUUCAAAAUUCUAUGUAGAAAAAAGUUUGAUAUUGUGUUCUCCAUAAUAAAGAUAAAAUUAAAAGGAAGAGGAAAAAAAGUUUAAUUUAUUAAACAAUUUGUUGCGAAAUAAAAAUUCGAGCAUGUCAAUAUUUGCCUGUUGCGUUCGUCAGAAUAAUCGAGCGGCGAACGAAGCGCGUCAGCAAAUGUUAGCGAAAGAUCCGCCAGAGAUAUCAUGGGAGAACACGUUGGGCUCGCCCAACGGCGUGCCCUUCGAUGACGAUACGAAGGAACUGUUAAAGAAGUGCCUCGAUGUCUCCGUGCCGCCACCAACUAGCAUAGCGGAGCUAAUCAGACGAAGCAAUGCGUUCCCCGUGAAGUUCCCAAUUAAUACUAUGAGAUGCACCGCUCUGAAGGACAGGGGGAUCAGCGCGGAUAUUAUUGAAGUACAUUUAGCAAAUUAGUUAAUCGCAUUAUUAACUUAUAUUGUUAAGCAU
This is a messenger RNA of Pogonomyrmex barbatus (red harvester ant), 826 nucleotides long. Its product is annotated as ADP-ribosylarginine hydrolase CG2909. Lineage: Eukaryota; Metazoa; Arthropoda; Insecta; Hymenoptera; Formicidae. The record is from RefSeq and is a predicted model, not a curated record.